CCAGUGAAGCAGAAGCCCUCCAAGGAGCUGAGGCCCAUGCUCGGGGCCAUCUUGCUGGGCCUCAUCCUGUUCAUUGCCGCAGUGGUGGCCUGGUGCUACUACACGGUGUCCCUGCGGAAGGCGGAGCGGCUCAAGACGGAGCUGAUGGACCUGCGGGCGGACGGCUUCGUCAUCAGGAACCAGCACGGGGAGGUGGUCUUCCGGCUGGCCUUCCGCUCGGGCAGCCUCGACCUGGAGUCGUGCUCCAAGGAGGGCGAGAUCCUGAGCUGCACGCGGUCGGGCGGGGGGCCGCUCAACUUCUUCAUCCAGACGGUGAAGCCCAAGGACACGGUGAUGUGCUACCGCGUGCGCUGGGAGGAGCUGGCGGCCGGCCCGGCGGUGGAGCACACCAUGUUCUGGGAGGACGCCCACUGGUACGGGGGCUCGGAGAUGAGCACCCAGCACUGGCCCAUCCGCCUGGCCGGCUACCAGGAGCCCGUGCCCUACGUGACGAGCGACGUCUACUCCUUCCGCGACAGCUUCGGUGGCAUCCUCGAGCGCUACUGGCUCUCCUCCAAGGCAGCGGCCAUCAAGAUCAACGACUCCGUGCCCUUCCACCUGGGCUACAACGCCACCGAGCGCACCCUCUUCUUCCAGGCCCGCUACAAGGACUCGCCCUACAAGCCCCCGCCGGGGCAGCAGCCCUUCCCCGAGCUCAGCUACCGGGUCUGCGUGGGCUCCGACGUCACCUCCAUCCACAAGUACAUGGUGCGCCGGUACUUCAACAAGCCCUCCAAGAUCCCUGCCGAGAACGCCUUCCGAUACCCCAUCUGGUCCACCUGGGCCCUC
This is a messenger RNA of Leptosomus discolor (cuckoo roller), 828 nucleotides long. RefSeq names its product alpha-galactosidase MYORG-like. NCBI's taxonomy places the organism in Eukaryota, Metazoa, Chordata, Aves, Leptosomiformes, Leptosomidae. The record is from RefSeq and is a predicted model, not a curated record. Gene Ontology annotation, molecular function: hydrolase activity, hydrolyzing O-glycosyl compounds. Gene Ontology annotation, biological process: carbohydrate metabolic process; skeletal muscle fiber development.